Molecule: messenger RNA, 690 nt
Organism: Guyanagaster necrorhizus
Lineage: Eukaryota; Fungi; Basidiomycota; Agaricomycetes; Agaricales; Physalacriaceae
Exons: 4
Coding region: 1-690 (229 amino acids)
Source: RefSeq, a predicted model, not a curated record
AUGUCUUUACAAGUUGGAAUCAAUGCAAAGAAACUGAAGAGAUACACGAAACGACGCGUACCUACUGGCGGUAGCAUUAUAGAGUGUACGAAGUCCCGUCAAGAUUCAGUGUUUCCCGACCCGGAACUUCAACUACCCUUGAUAUCGAACAUCGUCUUGAGUCCCGCUGGGGUCUCCACGUUCUUCUGGCUUGCAGAUACCACUCCUAUCCUUGAUAUGCCAGUGGUCGAGUCUGGGGUUGCGGGUGGUGUAUUGGAUAGCAUCCAAAUCAGGCCUGUUGAGAAUAUUUUGACGAAAGAUGCUGUGCUUCAACCACGAACAUCAAUAAUCGUUAACCAGGCUGGCGGGCAGCAUAUUGCUUGCCGACAUGUACGAGAAAUUACCUAUGCGCAAUGCAUCAUCAACGCCCUGAAGUUGAGACAAAGCCAAGGAUGGUGCACGGCCAAGGAUGAAAAACGGUCAGUCCUUUAUCAUCAGCAGCCGAUUCACUACAUCGGAUAUGGUGUAACGACUAACAUUACCGCCUUUCAUGAGAGGCCGACCGACUUUACGCGGUCGCCCGGGGUUCAAUUCCCAUAUCCGAAUCAUAUUCGAAAACUGCUCCUUUUGUCGAGGGUGGGAGUAGCAUUGGAGUCUGCAACGAGGGCAAGGAGGAAGCUGAUUCCGCUGUUCAUGGAUGAACUAGGCUGA